This is a messenger RNA of Medioppia subpectinata, 397 nucleotides long. NCBI's taxonomy places the organism in Eukaryota, Metazoa, Arthropoda, Arachnida, Sarcoptiformes, Oppiidae. The record is from the annotation of a GenBank genome assembly.
CAUUCAAUCACUCAUUCAUUUGAUUGAGUUUUUAGUUUUUAUUCAAUUAUUAAAUCCAUUAUUAGUUUAAAGCAAUUAAAUCGAGAAUAUGUCCGACGAUUGGGGCGAUGAAUGGGGAAGCGGUGGCACAACCACUGCCGCCAACACUACAAAGCCAGCGGUGAGUUCGGGCGCUGACGACGACUGGGGCGACACGUCUGGAGGAGGAGGCGGUGGCGGCAACUCAUACGGCGGUGGAGGCGGUGGCGGAGGCUUUGGCGGCUCGAGAGGUGGCGGCGGAGGCGGCAGUUGCUAUAACUGCGGCGGAAGCGGACACAUGUCUCGCGAGUGUCCGGAGCCGAAGAAGGAGAGGCCGGGCGGCGGCGGUCCGCGAAAGUGCUUCAAUUGCGGAAACGAA